This is a messenger RNA of Panonychus citri (citrus red mite), 952 nucleotides long. RefSeq names its product phytanoyl-CoA dioxygenase domain-containing protein 1-like. Bases 1 to 762 code for a protein of 253 amino acids. The transcript has a single exon. Lineage: Eukaryota; Metazoa; Arthropoda; Arachnida; Trombidiformes; Tetranychidae. The record is from RefSeq and is a predicted model, not a curated record.
AUGGACUCUUAUGAGAAUUUGAUUAAAGAUUAUUGGACCAAUGGAUAUGCUGUUUUCCCUAAUUUUCACGAUUCAAAUCAUGUCGAUUCCAUUUUGAAAGAGACCAAAAAUAUCGUGGAAACUUUUGAUCUCAAUGAAAAUCGAACUGUAUUCAAAACGGGAAAAGGGCAACAAGGAAAUGACUAUUUUCUCAAUUCAGGAGAUAGAAUUUCUUUUUUCUUUGAAGAGAAGGCCCUUGAUUCUGAUGGCAAUCUAAUUGUUCCUCGUGGUCAAUGUUUGAACAAAAUUGGUCAUGCUCUUCAUCAUUUCAAUCCAAUCUUUAAACAGGUAACAUUCAAUGAUCGAAUCAAAAAUCUCUUAAAAAGUCUUGAAUUCGUGGAACCAGCGAUUGUCCAGAGCAUGAUAAUAUUUAAGAACCCGAAAGUUGGAAGUGAAGUUACAGCUCACAAAGAUGCCGAGUUUCUAUUCACUGAACCAGAGAUUAAAUUGACUGGAUUAUGGUUCGCAUUAGAAGAUGUUACUCUCGAAAACGGGUGUUUAUGGUUCAUUCCAAAGUCUCACAAAGAAAAUGUCACUCGUAGAUUCGUAAGAAGUGAAGACGAUUCGGGGAUCAAAGUUUCAUUCGAUUUCCCUGAAACGGAGUAUGACGAGUCUUCAUUUCGACCUGUUACUGUGCCGAAAGGAUCUUUAUUGCUUAUCCACGGAUUAGUUGUUCAUAAGAGUGGACCUAAAGCAUGGGUCUACUUGACCCAUGCUUACUGAAAUGUUGAUUUAUCAAAAUAACGAGAAACAAAUGACCAUGCUUACUGAAAUAUCGAGAAAUCUCGUUAAUUGUUUUUUAUUUUUUUUGUAUCCUUUUGAAGAGAAUAUUUUUAUAUUUCUCUAGUGCAUGAGCAACGACUCAUGUAACUGUAAUCCAAAGUGGACUAAUAAAAUCAUUUCGGAAAAUUGA